UAUUGUGCAGUGUUGUCUUGCACUUGCAGUCUUCGUAUAGGCUACGCAUUCUCGAGCUUCAUCUUUUUUGAAACUUUCUGCCAUUAUUCACGGAAUAUAGUUGCUCAAUGGCAUCUCUGAUAAGCGUUACAGGCGAAAGUUUGCACGAAGAAGAAAUUGAUGACGCUGUCCCUGGAGCAACACCUUUCUUCAAAGUUGAUUUUGAUGAAAUCGAAGAUGGAGAAAUUGUACCAAUGGACAAACUUCCUAGCAAUCCCCAAGAAUAUUUAAGAGGGGUUAUGCAACAAGCCAGGAAUACACCAAAUGUUGUGGUUGCAAAAAUAGAUCCAAGUAAAAUUAAACCAAAACUGAAGCCAGCGAUACCUUCAAAAUAUCUAAGUGAACAAGUAACUGAAGUAAGAUCUGAUUUGAUCCCAAGUAAAGAAUGGCAGGAACAACAAUUAGUAGAUUUCGCAACAACAAGGGAAGAAUAUAUCAGACAUCUUGCCAAAUUAAAAUCUAUCAGUCGUCAAACAAAAAAGAGGCCAAAACUGCCAAUUUAUCCAUUGCCUCCUUGGGAAGAUGAGGAAAGCUGGAAAUUUCUGUGUUUUGGAAGAAAUCUAAAACGAAAGAAACAGGAAACUGAUGAAGACAAUAAUGAGAACACAAUAUCUCAAGGUGCUCAUGCAAAAGAGUCAGAUGAAGAUGACAAUCUACAGAAUGCCUUAAUUGCUGGAGGACGAACAACUGCUGAUAUACUUGCUGAUCAAAUUAAUAGCGAAGAAGAUAGGACAGUUGAUUUAUCCACUCUUGAGGAAGGAUUCCCACCAAUGAUGAGAAUACUUCUACGAAUGGAUUCUAAUCAAGUUGAAGCAAAUCUGGAGUACCAUACACGAUGGAUGGAGGAAGAUGGUUUCAGCCAUGAACAGGGAAGGUGGAUGUAUGCUUUAUUAUCUUGCCUUGAAAAACCUCUGUUUCCAACAGUCAUCUCUGUUUUGAGAGAACUGAGCAGAAAAUGUAAGGAAUUAAGAUCCAGAUUGGAUCCACAAGAUAAAACAAGUUUGAAUGGUUUGAACCUAAUUAUUUGUAUCGUUGGGCGAUAUUUUGAUCAAACAGACUUAGCUGAUCCAUGGUGAAAUUAAUCUUGCAACUAUUCAAAAGAAGAUUGAAUAAGAAGGAUGCCAAGUGUAAAUUGAGUAAGAAUUUCGGGAAAUGAGACUUGUGGUGGAGAAUGAUAUUUCAUGCAACUCAUUUCAAUAUAACUAGCUCGCUUGUUUUUCAUUAAUUGAAAGUGGUAGAUGUUUUUUUUUUUUAAAGUGUGAUCAGAGAAGAGCUAAACGAUGUGAAGAUUUUCAUACUCUGGUAAAGGGGAAGUCCUAUUGAACACCUUUUCUAUAUGGUGGACAUGUAAUGUAAUCACGAUGUGGCCAUCGUGCUAAGCGUUUACGAUCGCCACCGCACUUCUGAUUACCCUACGUGAGUUCGCAGGUCCGAAUACAGUGAGGGAUAAUUAUAUGCGAAAGGAUUGAUGGACUCCUCGUCGCCGUGGGCUGGUUCCAGUAUGGAAUUUAAUUUUUUUGUCAGUCGGUUCCAUCACAAAAUUCAUAUUUGUCUGUCACCCGGUUCCGUGACAAAAAGUCAUUGACAGUUACCAGUAAUGCUAACAGAUGCGCUGAUCUCAUAAAAUUCCGUGAGACGGUUCUAUAGAACCGGCUGAAUCCCACACCACUGGCUGGUUCACGUAGCCCCAGCCGGUAACGGCGAUGUCCAUGUGGUGGUAUGUCAUAUGAUUCGACCGUCUCAUCGGGAGAAAUAUGUAAAUCCUAUGUGUAAAACUGACUAACUCUUUGGAUAAAAUAAACUUGACUUGACCUAUCUCAAUGCGUCCUGCCGGGUAUGAAUAUACGGUAACUAGCCAUUUCAAAGUCGCAGGUGCGUUUUUGUUCAACACUUUGGUGGUGGUUGUUUUAAUCCCUCCCCGACCACGAAGAGAGAUUCUGUAAUUUUCUUCAUAAUCUCGACCCACACGAUUUUAAUACACGUGGUGCAAUUAGUGGCACGACUACCAUUGUGCACUCAAAUUCAUAGUCCGAAAGAUCAACUUUACAAAGAUGUUCUACUUCAAAAUCUUGUGCAGCGUAUCCCAACGAGUGAACUUCGCGGACUCUCUCCCUUCUUGGCAAAACAUUUUACAAACAUCGCAUAACAAUUCACAGCUCACAUUUACCCUUUUUGCCUCAAAACGAGCAACAACAACGGGCAAUCAUACACAGCGUUCUGUUCGCAGGUCCCAACACGUUUGCUGUAGUAGUAGUAAAAUUGCUUAAGCGCUUCCCUUGUUCAAUCUGUUUGGCGGCGACUGCGGUAUAUCAUUACACAGUUUUUAUCGCGAAACUUUUUUGAGAUGCGUUUUCAUUAAACUAGGAACUCUCA
Molecule: messenger RNA, 2412 nt
Organism: Styela clava
Lineage: Eukaryota; Metazoa; Chordata; Ascidiacea; Stolidobranchia; Styelidae
Product: gem-associated protein 2-like
Biological process (GO): spliceosomal snRNP assembly
Cellular component (GO): nucleus; SMN complex
Source: RefSeq, a predicted model, not a curated record